GCCAAUCAGCGAGCGCUUGUGCAAAAGGGACAAAAAGCCCUCCUCCCUUGGCGAGGCCGGUGCAAGAUGGCUGCGGCGUGUCGGAGCGUGAAGGGCCUGGUUGCAGUAAUAACUGGAGGAGCCUCGGGCCUUGGCCUGGCUACGGCGGAAAGACUGGUGGGACAAGGGGCCACAGCUGUACUUCUGGACCUGCCUAACUCGGGGGGCGAAGCCCAAGCCAAGAAGUUAGGCGAGAGCUGCGUGUUUGCCCCAGCCAACGUGACCUCUGAGAAGGACGUACAAACAGCUUUGACUCUAGCAAAAGAAAAGUUUGGUCAUGUAGAUGUGGCUGUCAACUGUGCAGGUGUUGCAGUGGCCAUUAAGACCUACAACCAAAAGAAGAACCAGCCCCAUGUCUUGGAAGACUUCCAGCGGGUUAUCAAUGUGAAUCUCAUAGGCACUUUCAAUGUUAUCCGCUUGGUUGCUGGUGUGAUGAGCCAGAAUGUACCAGACCCCGGAGGCCAGCGUGGAGUAAUCAUCAACACUGCAAGUGUGGCUGCCUUUGAGGGCCAGGUUGGACAAGCUGCGUACUCUGCAUCCAAAGGGGGCAUAGUGGGCAUGACACUGCCCAUUGCUCGAGAUCUGGCUCCUAUAGGUAUCCGUGUGAUGACUAUCGCUCCAGGUUUGUUUGCCACCCCACUGCUGACCACUCUUCCAGAGAAAGUACGCAACUUCUUGGCCAGCCAGGUACCCUUCCCCAGCCGACUGGGUGACCCUGCUGAGUAUGCUCAUCUGGUACAGACCAUAAUCGAGAACCCAUUCCUCAAUGGAGAGGUCAUUCGGCUGGAUGGGGCCAUUCGCAUGCAGCCUUAAUGGGAGAAGGCAGGGAAAACACAGGCUCCUGUGCCACCCCACCUUUCCCUGGAGUACGUACAACUUUUCAGUUUGGGGAGAACCUAACAGCCAUUUUGUAAUUCUGCUCACCAGUCACCCUCUGUGCCUAAUAAAGUCUCACUCUCACAGGA
Molecule: messenger RNA, 1004 nt
Organism: Nannospalax galili (Upper Galilee mountains blind mole rat)
Lineage: Eukaryota; Metazoa; Chordata; Mammalia; Rodentia; Spalacidae
Gene: Hsd17b10
Product: hydroxysteroid 17-beta dehydrogenase 10
Exons: 6
Coding region: 67-852 (261 amino acids)
Biological process (GO): estrogen metabolic process; fatty acid metabolic process; androgen metabolic process
Cellular component (GO): mitochondrion
Molecular function (GO): estradiol 17-beta-dehydrogenase [NAD(P)+] activity
Source: RefSeq, a predicted model, not a curated record